Molecule: messenger RNA, 1942 nt
Organism: Schizophyllum commune H4-8
Lineage: Eukaryota; Fungi; Basidiomycota; Agaricomycetes; Agaricales; Schizophyllaceae
Exons: 3
Coding region: 5-1897 (630 amino acids)
Source: RefSeq, a predicted model, not a curated record
CGUCAUGGCGUUGUCGUCUAUCAAGCGCGAUCUGGAUCUCCUUGUGGAUCUGAUUGCCAAGAUGACGGAGUCUACAGAAGACAUUCCGCACGACGCGCGCAUCCAAGUGCAUAUCCCCCGAGUACUCCAGAUUGUACAUCAAAAGCGCCCAUUGCAGAAGCUCUACGACAUCAGCGUGCCAUGGGAAACCUCAUUGACAACAUUCUUCAUCGAUAGGUCAAAUCAUGGUCUAUACGAGGCUCUACUACAUUCACUCUUCUGCGUCUCUAGAUUGUCCAUGCUGGACAAUAUGCUCUCCCGCCGCGACUUGUCUUCUUUCGACACCGACUUCUUCCUGGCCAUCUUCGAGUGGAUCGACUAUCUCCUGCCAAUCGGCCGCGAACGAGAGGUUCGACGACUCGAUGCAGCCGGCCGUCUUCCGGAGGACUACAUCCUGGGCUACGUCGAAACUGCCCUCUAUGCCCUUCUAGAGAUAUUCCAGUUCCUUCCGCAUAAAAGACUACGCGAGAUAUUCCUGGCACCUGACCAGCGCUUGACCGCUGUUCUCGCCCGCGCUUGGCUGAAGUGGCCCUCCUUGUGUCGCCUCGUACCCACAUUACCUCCCAGGGUCAUCGAAGCUUGCGUCCUCGGGUUUCCCCUGCUCCAUAAAAGGCUAAAGGAUCGGGACCUCCAAGAGAAGGCGCGCGAUGUGAUACUACCAGGGGUCGCCUACAGCCCUCGUCGUUUCUACCGCCGCUUCGCUCGUCAUAUACGUGCAACUAUGGUCCCCCAAGAGCCCGAUGGGGAAAGCUUCGUGCAGAACCAUCUCAGCAGCAUCAUUUCCUUCACUCACGCACCUGGCUUCGAACGUAUCCCACGCGAGCUAGUCGUUGCGCUCAUGGACUGCCUCCGGCACCCCAACCACCUGGUCCCGCCGCACUGGUAUUCGGUGUGGGCCGUGCUUGCGCCGCUAUGCAUUCCCAAUCCGCGAACCGCUCGUACCGCUGUAAAACACGGGCUCUUCGAAUGCCUUGUGCGCGUUCGUCUCACCGAUCCCGCCACCUUGAUGCUCCCCGAGAUGACCAAGGCACUGCGCAUGACCAUCGUCUCGCCGCGGGUGGUGCGCGGCUUCCAAACAUCCUUUUCGCAUCUGCAGAAUAAUCGUGGCGUCUUUCCCCCUUUCGACGCUUUCGAUGAGGAGGAAGAUUCCACCGAGAAUAGUUUUACAUUCUGCUUCAAUCGCUGGGACGAUGCCGAAUUCACAUGGGCGAAGGAGGCCACUUGCUGUAAUGCUGCUUGCCCAAAUGAAGGCGGAGAUAUCGAAACACUGCGCGCAUGCAUAUGUGGGGAGGCGCUAUACUGCUCCAAGACAUGCCAACGCGCCCAUUGGGUCGAAGGUAAUCAUAGACGAGAGUGCCCUACAAGUCUUAACCCAGAGAAAAGUGGGAUCGUAAAGGCACGCGACAUGUAUAAUAUCGUGGCGCUUGCGGCGAGGACGUUCGGCGACAGCUACGACCAGAUCACGGAAGUGCCUGGCCAGAAUGCUAUUAAAAUCGACCUGCGAAGUCUCCUGGAGGGCCGGGAAGUAAUGAUACAUAUAGUGCCAGAGACAGGGGAGGGUAAAAAGCGUGCGAUGGAGGCUGCACAACCCCUAUGGCACAACGUCGAGGUCUACUUCAUGCACGAAGGGCAGACGCGCACACGUCUCAUGCAGUUCGUCCACGAAGAGCAUGCAGGUCGCUUUCGUAUGCCAUUUCGCCUCCUGACGCAAGCUUACACGAGUGGCAAGGUGAUUUUUUUCGGGAUAAAAACAUGCUUAAAAAGAUGCUCAAAAAGGUGCUCAAAAAGACGUUGUUUUUGCGCCGAAAAAGUGCGUGUUUUCAGGGCCAUAAAGGUGUCGAAAAAGACUGUCUUUUGAAGCAUCUUUUUGCCACUGAAAAGGCGCCUCAAAAGUGCGUCUUUU